AUGGGCAUGAAAGAGCUGCCUAUCACCCCUCGUGGAAUCUUCUGGCAAGAAGACUUUAUCACGCCCGAACACGAGCAGCAACUAAUCUCCAUCUUCCGGCAUGAACUAAAGUGGCCCGACCGCAGCGGGCGCACAUCUCUCCACUACGGCUACACAUUCGAUUAUAAGACUUUCGGAGUAGACCCCGAGAUACCCUAUAAGGAGUUUCCAGAUUGGCUAAAGCCUCUGAUUCCCACGACGGAGUCCCGUCCCCCAGAUCAGGUCUGUCUGCAGUAUUAUCCUCCGGGAAGUGGCAUCCCACCUCAUGUAGAUGCGCACCUGGCGUGGGAUCAGCUGUAUGCGCUGUCGCUGGGUGCGCCGGUCUUGAUGCAGUUUCGGAAGGGCAAGACGGAGGAGCGGAUCGAUGUGGAUUUGACCCCGCGGACGAUGAUGGCGAUGGUUGGGGAUGCGAGGCUUCAUUGGACGCAUGGGAUCAAGAAGCGGAAGACAGAUACCUUACCCGAUGGCUCGGUGAGGCUGAGGGAGGAUAGGUGGAGUCUUACGUAUCGGUGGCUUAGGAAUGGGGAGUGUGAGUGUGGAAAUGUUGGGCUUUGUGAUGUUGCCCAGAGACGGAAUGGUAUUGAGAAGGAGAAGAGGUCGUUGAAGCAGUUAGCUGAGGAGAGUGCCGGGCAGACUGCUUCUGAAUGA
Messenger RNA from Aspergillus neoniger CBS 115656, 687 nucleotides. Its product is annotated as 2OG-Fe(II) oxygenase family oxidoreductase. Gene Ontology annotation, molecular function: oxidoreductase activity; demethylase activity. The record is from RefSeq and is a predicted model, not a curated record. NCBI's taxonomy places the organism in Eukaryota, Fungi, Ascomycota, Eurotiomycetes, Eurotiales, Aspergillaceae. Gene Ontology annotation, biological process: oxidative demethylation. The coding region runs from base 1 to 687 and encodes 228 amino acids. The transcript has a single exon.